Molecule: messenger RNA, 2483 nt
Organism: Lemur catta (Ring-tailed lemur)
Lineage: Eukaryota; Metazoa; Chordata; Mammalia; Primates; Lemuridae
Gene: MORN4
Product: MORN repeat containing 4
Exons: 5
Coding region: 788-1228 (146 amino acids)
Source: RefSeq, a predicted model, not a curated record
UCAAAUUUCACUGGCUUCUUUAAAAUAUUUAGGGUAUAAUCCCCAAGAGCUAAUAGCAUACCAAAAGAGUGAUUAGGUUUACAACUUGAGAGCUAGUACUUUGUCCAUAAAUAAUCCUCAAACUGGAGAAACAUUCCCUUCUUUCAGGGGCCUUCUACUCGUCUCUCUGGAACAAGGUGGGAUGCUGUUCUUUGGAAGUUGCAAAUAGCCUUGAGAAAAAAUAAACACAGGGGUGCUCCCCCAAUCCUCUGUGUAGUCAAUACAUUCCUCACAUCUCACUGCAGUAACUCCAGAUUUUGAGUGAAGACAAACUGGUUAGCUGCUGCCAAACAUCUAAAGGCUGCUGCCUUAUCUUGUAUUCUUCCUGUAUAAAUAAUGACUUUGUGUUUAUGUUUUGGAAUGGUUGUUUAAUUAUAAGAUUGAGUAGAAGAUACAGCCCUUCAGUUUCUGACUGACAUGUUUUGAAGGAAUGAAAUUUGUACCUUAAGCUGACUUAGUGCUAUGGCUUAAUUAGUUCUGGGAAGAGCUGAAGGUGGCCUGUGGCUAUCGGAAUGCCUGUCUGGACUGGAAAGAGUUUUCUCGGCAGUUCUGAUGGAAAACUGCUUCUCUUCCUCUCAUUAAUGUUGCAUUUGCCAUGGAGUCAUGUUGACCUCUUCCCCAGCACACUCUGAUGCUGGGCUGACGAUAAGAAGCUUGUGAGCCUGAAAUUCGAUGCUGACCUCGUGGGACAUUGAUAGGACAGAGAUGGCACAAUAGUUUUCAUCCCUUUCUUCUGUAAGCUGUCACCAUGACCCUGACAAAAGGUUCCUUCACCUACUCCAGUGGGGAAGAAUACCGUGGCGAGUGGAAGGAGGGUCGCAGACAUGGUUUUGGUCAACUGAUGUUUGCAGAUGGUGGCACCUACCUGGGUCAUUUUGAGAAUGGACUCUUUAAUGGCUUUGGGGUACUGACCUUCUCAGAUGGCUCAAGGUAUGAGGGGGAGUUUGCCCAGGGCAAGUUUAAUGGCGUUGGAGUCUUCAUUCGACAUGACAACAUGACCUUUGAGGGGGAAUUUAAAAAUGGCAGAGUAGAUGGUUUUGGCCUGCUGACUUUCCCUGAUGGCUCUCAUGGAAUACCUCGCAAUGAAGGUCUUUUUGAGAACAACAAGCUGCUGCGGCGUGAGAAGUGCUCUGGGGUUGUCCAGCGGGCCCAGAGUGCCUCCAAGUCAGCCAGAAAUCUCACUGCCUGACGGGGCACAGGGCACCAGCUGACAAGUCUUGGGUAAAGCCGAUGUUCCUGUUGUUCACUCAAGGUAAACAAAUGAACCAGAUCCGAGAUGAGAUGACAGUGACCAUGGAGCAGAAGCUUGUGAUGUGCUCUGUCACCCGCCAGUCAGGAAUCUGAUCAUGGAAAAGUGCUGAGGAUUCUGGCCCAUAGACCCUGCAGCAGUUGUUAGCACUUCUGUCUUUCCCUGACCCUAUGUGCUGGAGGACAGAUUAGCUGCCUUUUCUUACUUGUUGAUACUCUCUGUUCCUAAGACCUUGGGGUACCCAGUGUCUUCUGUAGCCUUCUACUUCCUUGGGAUAGGCGGAGUCUGCCGCGGCCUUCUGUUAUACUUCCUUUUCUGCCACGUGAUAGAGUCCUCAUUCUGCCUACAUUUGGGGCAGAUGAUCCCAGCCUCAACUUAGGGCCAGUGCUUGUGCUACCCUGGAGAAGUAAGGAAAAAUAUAAGGGUGGCUUAGACAGUACAGCAGCCCUGUGAAAGCCAAGGCCAGAGCUUUUCUGUGCCCCUCAUUCAUUGCUGCUUGGAAUCAUGGCUCCAGGCUUCCGCUUUGUCAUUCGUCUCUUCUUAUUGCCCCUGGGAAGGAUUUAUUAAGAGUGCUGUUUCCUUCUCCCUUGACUUUACAAGCUGUCUUCCUUCACUGAGUUACAGCAGAUGAUCCCUGUUUGUGCCUCUCUCCUUCCUUAGAUAAGGGACAGGAUCCCUUCAUGGGCUAGCCAAGAAAGAAGGUGAUGUAAACAGUAAUCUUAUAACUUGUAUUCAGACUUACUCCAGGGCAAAGGGCAGAAUAUUUGGGCCACUUCAGGCCCUACCACCGAGUGAACUGAAUCUAUAAAGGUGGCCUGGGCUGGCACAGUUCCUUCUCAGUGGACCAAUAGAUCGCACUCACCUCUGCCCCUGGGGUUAUGGUAGAAUUGGACACACCCUAGGACUGCAGGGAACUAAAAGAGCAUUUGGCUCUUUGCACUUGGUUCACUGUAACUUUUCUAGCCUUGACUGUGAGGCCUGGGAUCAGACCUUGACUGAUAGGAUCCCUGCACAGUUCAUCACGGAGGGCCCCUGUUACCCUGUGACCCAAACAUGCCCCCCCAGGCAUCUGUCCUCACACUUGAUGUCUCCUCAACAGCAGAUUGUGGUGGAAAUUAUAGCCGUGUGCCUCUCUUUAUUCUCUGAAUUGUACUGUAGAAACAAGUGUUUAUGAAGAAUAAACAAAUCAGCAGAA